This is a messenger RNA of Crotalus tigris (Tiger rattlesnake), 3282 nucleotides long. It is a transcript of the gene NRBF2, whose product is annotated as nuclear receptor binding factor 2. The record is from RefSeq and is a predicted model, not a curated record. The coding region runs from base 1833 to 2579 and encodes 248 amino acids. Gene Ontology annotation, biological process: autophagy. NCBI's taxonomy places the organism in Eukaryota, Metazoa, Chordata, Lepidosauria, Squamata, Viperidae. The transcript has 4 exons.
CCGCGAGGAGACCCGCGGGCUCCGUGGCAGGGCCGGGCCCGGCCGGGGCUCGAAACCUCCUCAGCCCGGAGAGGCGGCGGGGAUCUCAGCGUCCUCGUCCCGGGAGGACCGGGUUCGGCCCGGCGCCCGCCCGGCCAGAAGGAGAAGGGAGGCGGGGAAGGUCUCGGUCCCCGGUGGCCGCGCGGCGCCUUCGGCUGCCCGAGCUCGGCGGACGGCCCUGCGCAGCUCUUCCUUCCCCGGAGGGGGGGGGCUCCCCAGUGCCCGGGAGGCCGGCCUGACUCAAAGACGCCCCCCCCCGAGCGACGGAGGCAGCCGCCCUCCCCGGGUGCCCGCGGGCGGCCCCUUGGCGGGUCGGCGUCUUCCAGCCCGGCGGGCGAGGCUCCUGGGGGUGCCGGUGGAAGGGGGGGGGGUAGAGCCCGGCCCUUUUCUUACUCCGCCGGAGUCGCGGCGGAGGAAUCGGGAGACGAACCGGCAAAACCCCCUCCUCCUCCUCUUCCUCGGUGGUCCAAAUCCUGCCCCGACCCCGGAGAGAGGCUGGAUCCGUGGGGGCCCCCCCGCCGUCCUCCCCUCUCCACCCGUGGCCGAUGGCAGGCCGGAGGGCCGCCUCCCUCUCCCGUGUCUGGGGAAAACGGAGGUUUCUUGGAGCCUGGACCGAGAUGGCCCCUCGCCCAGUUGGAGUGUUGCUGUCUGGGGCCAGGACGGCCCUUGGAGACAGACGCAGAAGCCGCAUCUGAGGCAAAAUGCAGCUGGUCAGACUCCCAUCAGGUCAUAAGACGGGCGGUCCUUGCUUAGCGACCAAGUACCCCAGAAGGUACUUAUGACCCGGUUCUGAAGCUCUGAUGGCAGCACAUGCACCCACUUGUGAUCGCGUGCCUGCAUUUCAGGCAGUUGGCAAGUGGCUUGCUUUGAUGGCCUGUUGCUCAGAGUUCCUCGGUCGCACGAUGUCUUUUUCUGGACCCCAGCUUUUUUUGUGCCCGUAGGAAUGCAGUGACUUGCUUAACAACUGUGGUAUUUGCUUAAUGACCACUGCAACAAAGAUGGUAAAAUCAGGUUGGUUGUGCCUCAGCUUAACAACCUCAUAACGUACGAUGGAAAUUCCAAUAUCUGUUACAGUUGUACAUUGAGGACCCACCUGUAACAUCUAUCUUAACCUAUUUGGGUGAUAAAUCUCGGAGUUAUUGUGUUCUUCCCUCAGGAACCCAGAGAAUUGGCUGUUUAUAAACAAAGACUUAAAUUAUGUUUAAAUUAACAAUCAAAAUAUUUUGGAGCAAUGUUCUUGCAUGAAGAGAUAACAUGGGGUGUGAAUGGCUUCAGUUUAGACGCCCAGCCCAGCUUAGAUGUUCCUGUUUCACAAGGGUUCUGUGUGUCUAUUUUAUUCUUGUUUUACUCUCCCUCUCCUGUCUUGUGAUCCACUUUGCAAGCUCCCUUAGCUUUCUGCCCAGACAGUGGGCAUCCAGGCAGGCAAACCUUUCUGGCGUGGUUUGGUAGAAAGCAAGUCAUGUACAUGUCAUCCCACAGGUUCAGCUAAUCUGCAGAUCUCUCUCUCGUUAGAGGCAUUCAAGCAGCCACAAGCUCUCCUGGUGUCUUAAAGGCUUGGGUUGUGGGUUUCUUUUAGGCCCAUCAGCAGAGCAGAAAAGCUGACCGCUGGCUGGCCGUGGGGAAGUAUGAGGAAGCCGUUUCGUGUCACCGAAAGGCAGCAGUGAAUCAACAGCUACGGUCUUCUCACAAUGUUGCUUGUAAAGGGAUUGCAGAAAGCAGUUUGACUGCCAAGUUGUACUUCAAUUAUAGCUUGAAGAUCCAAGUUUGAAAAUUAAGCGUAUCUUCUGGAAGCUAUGAAGUUGACUCAGUCAGAUCAGGCCCAAUUAUCCCUGGAACUGCAAAGGGAGAGUCACCUGAAACAGAUCCCCCUUAUCCAAGAACAAUGGAAAAGAGCAAAAAGGGACGAAAGAUUAAAAAUCCGCCCUCUUGUGGACAAAGAGAGCACGGCCCAUCUGCAGAGCUCCUCUAAGGCCUCAGCUGGGGAACCUGAUGACCAACACGGAACGCCUGCCAGCCUCAAGUACAGGCCCUCCUCGGAGAAGGAAAGGAAAGGGUUCCGUGGGGUCUUGGACAGGGAUCCAGACACAUUGCUCUUUCUGCUUCAGAAGAGGAAGGAGCCGCCUCUGGAAGUGUGUAUGAACAACAGACCUCCAAAGGAUGACAAGAUGAAAAUGGAGGAGCAGGCCACCAAAAUUGCAGUCCUAGAACAGCACGUGGAGAUGCUGUUUGCUGAAAAUGAGAGACUGAGACGGGAGAACCAGCAGUUAAAAGCUGAGAGAGCCAGGCUGCUGAAGUCUCCCCUGGAAAAGGAGCUGGAUGCAGAUGCUGACUUUGUGGAAAAGUCAGAGCUGUGGGGCCUCCAGCAGCUUUCGGAACCUGCCGCUGCCGCCGCCGCCACCCCCUGGCAGAAAUUGGCUGUCAGUGCUGGGAAGGCCAAGGACAUUCCCAUCCCCAGCCUUCCACCCUUGGACAUUCCCUCCCCGGAGUUCCCUCUGGUGGAGCUCUCGGAGGAUCUCCUGAAGGGGCUCAUGAACAGCUAAAGGAGGAAGACCAUUGGUGGGGAGGUGGGUUCCCCCUGCGCUUUGGGGAAGGGACGCUGCUGAGACAGCCGUAACUGACUUGCUCAGUGAAAAAAAUGCUUGAUGUCAUGAAUUGGUGAAGCAAAGGUGGAACCAUUUACCAUCGUUGGUAAAAGCUGAGCCUUCUUUGUUCUUUCUUCAAGCCAAAGGACUGAAGGAGGGAGACUUGAGCCAAAGGUCCUGCGGGGCGCUCUCUCUCUCUCUCUCUCUCUCUCUCUCUCUCUCUCUCUCUCUCUCUCUCUCUCUCGACUGUUCUUUGGGUGUAACGGAUCACUUUAUGCCAUAAAGUAAGGUAAAUCCCACGUGGCAAUGCAAGACACUUUCUAUCAUGCAUCGGAUUGCUGUUUCUUUUAAUUAUGCACAGAAAGUAGUCAACAAUUCUUGUUUCUCUCCCUUUGCAGGAUGGAUCUGUGUGCCACACUUUGCACUUCUAGUACUGUAAUCUCAGUCAAUCAGAAGUAAAGCUAAAUUUCCAGAUAUUUUUAAGGACCCAAAUUUAAUUCUGCUGAAAUAGUUUGAUUUGUUUACAUAAUCAGGGUGCUUCAUAAUAUGUUUUCUGUAUAUGAAACAAACAUGGUUCUAAACAAAUAGAUAAGAAUAAUUGUUGUUGCAUGACAGGAGGGCAUAGUUGACGAAGAAUAAAACGUUCCAGGUCUAUCUUGAA